Molecule: messenger RNA, 564 nt
Organism: Penaeus vannamei (Pacific white shrimp)
Lineage: Eukaryota; Metazoa; Arthropoda; Malacostraca; Decapoda; Penaeidae
Source: RefSeq, a predicted model, not a curated record
AUGAAUCUCAGACUGCAACAGAAUUGGCUGUCGAGCCACUUGGGCUUCGUGCACAUUUCGUCCCUUGUGUACAACCAGCGGCUGCUAAACCACGGCGAGCAACUCGAGCUGGUCGAGAACCUGACGGGGGCGCUGCGAGCGGCGCCGACACACACACUCAGUUACGACCGCCAUCUCUACUACACUAAUUUUACGGAGCUUGGCUCGGUGGCACCGGUGUACGUGAACAUCGUGCGGGACCCGGUGGAGAGGUUCAUCUCGUCCUUUUACUAUCGGAGGAGCCAGGAACGCCUCAACCGAAUCCCGGCGCAAGGACGCACCGCCACGCCCUCGCCCAAGUGGCUCAACAGAACCGUAGAGCAGUGUGUGUUGGCUGGAGAUCAUGAAUGUGCUUUCCAGCCGGGAGAUGAAAAGGAAAUGAUGCUCACUUAUUUUUGCGGUCAUCACGAUUUCUGCAGUCAAAUGGAAGGGCUUCUGUUAGAAAUUUCGAAGGAGUUGAAAAUUUGUGCCUUUGUGCUGGAAAUGCUUUCAGUCAAUGAAAGUGGGUCUUGGUUACUUUUCUGA